This is a messenger RNA of Suillus discolor, 1008 nucleotides long. RefSeq lists its product as uncharacterized. The record is from RefSeq and is a predicted model, not a curated record. Bases 1 to 1008 code for a protein of 335 amino acids. NCBI's taxonomy places the organism in Eukaryota, Fungi, Basidiomycota, Agaricomycetes, Boletales, Suillaceae. The transcript has 4 exons.
AUGCCCAACCUUGCAACAGCAGUGGAGGCUUAUUUAGAGAGCGCCCUGGUCCUGCUGGACACCACAGAUGAGGUGAUCCUGCAGCGACUCAACUCUUCCAAUCUAGCAAAAGAAAUCAACAACUCACCUCUUCAAUGUCACCAGAAAGCCACAACGAUGAAGUCAUAUGAGCAUGUCACCAUUGGUCUCCUUGCCAUGCUGCUGAGGACAAACAGAGGUGACAAGUAUGAGAUUCCGAUCUCCCUGAGCCUUGCAGAGGAUCUGGCAGAGUUGGAACUUGCACUCAUCCAGGGGAGUGACACUACAAGUGAAGAUACACUCCAUUCUCACAUUGGUAUGGAUGACAAAAUUGAUCAAGACAGCAAACAACAUGAUUCCCUGUCCAACAAAGCAUUUCAUGAUACUCCACACUCUGGAGACAAGAUCAUUCCUCACUCGAUAGAUGGAGUCAUGGCUGACAUCAUGAUCCAAGACCUCACUCUCACCAGGCCCUUCACCAAAGUUGCUACCCAUAUCUGCUACCCAGAUAAGCCAUCAAUCAAAGAGCUAUAUCAGACACAGAUCUUCAUGAAUAACCACAAGUUAUUCACCACUGACCAGCUGUCUGCCACCAUGGCCAGGGAAAGUAUAGACAAACUCAGCUUCCAUCUUGGCAUCAACUCGUGGUGUUAUAUCAGCACUGCUUUCAAAUGCAAGCUAGGUCGGUUUGCAGAGGAGCUGUUGGAGGAGGAUGAUGAAGAUACUGUGGAGGCCCUUCAAGCUGGCCACAGCAGGAUGAUGGAGAACCGCAUAUACAGUCUUAGUCCAGACACCCUGGCAGGGGGGGGAGAGGAUCUACUGCCUCAAUUCCUUCAAGCUAACACCAACUGGCAGUUGCUGAUAUGCAAGCUGGAGGAGAGGUUGAUAGCCGGCAUGGAAGAGCGGCUGGAAACAAAGAUGGUGGACAUGAUCACACCGGUGCUGGAGGGAAUCGUCAAGGAAGCAGUGAGAAUGGCCACCUUGCAGUGA